AUGGCAGUGCCCUGGGAGGAAUAUUUCCGACUGGCCUUGCAAGAGAAACUGCCUGCCUCCUCCAGGAAGAUCCCGGAGCAAAGUGUGGACCACUUCCCGCCAGUGCUGCGUCUCCUGGAGAAGAGGCAGGAGCUGGCAGACGCGGACCGAGGGCUGCGGGCCCAGAAGGAGGUGUUCCAGACCACGAGAGCAGCGCUGAAAGGGCGCUGGGAACAGUUGGAACAGAAGGAGCAGGAGCUAAAGGGGUCCUUUGUCCGCUUUGACAAGUUCCUGCAGGACACCGAGGCCCGGCGCAACCGCGCCCUGCGGAGGGCGGCCCAGGAGCGGCUCCAGGCGGACCGCCGGGAGGCGGAGGCCCUACGGCUUCGGGCCCAGUUCAAGGAGCUGCAGCGGGAGCGCGCGCGGCUGCGGUGCCGGCUGGAGCGCCUGGAGCCCUGCGCGCGCCUGCUGGGGCGAGUGCUGGAGCAGCUGCCGGAGUUCCAAGAGGUCCCCGAGCUGGUGGCGCGCUUCGACGGCCUGGUCGAUAUGCAGGCGGCGCUGAGGCUCACGGAGCGCCAGCGGCUGGCCGAGCUGGAGGAGGCGCGCGCUCAGCUGCAGCGGCUGCGGGACGCGGGGCAGAGCGAGCUGCUCGGGCAGGGCCAGCAGCGAGUGCAGCUGCUGGAGCGCCUGGAGGCCGCGAGGGAGCGCACGCUGCGCUGGGAAUCCAAGUGGAUUCAGAUCCAGAACACGGGGGCGGAGAAGACCCUUCUCCUGGGACGCGCUAGGAUAGCAGCGCUCAACCUGUUCCAGCUAGUGUGCCGGCACAAGACGCACCCGCCUGCCCUGGACAUCGAGGACACUGAGGGGCAGCUGGAGCAGGUGAGCUCCCUCCUUACGUGCCCUCCAACCCCCAGAUUCAGAGCUUCACAGUGCCUGAAGUCUCCGGGUUCAGUAUGA
Molecule: messenger RNA, 936 nt
Organism: Puma concolor (puma)
Lineage: Eukaryota; Metazoa; Chordata; Mammalia; Carnivora; Felidae
Gene: CFAP73
Product: cilia and flagella associated protein 73
Source: RefSeq, a predicted model, not a curated record